AUGUCGAGCCCGACCGAUCCCACCCGCCCUGGCAAGGGUAAGCAGGAAGGCCUGGGCAAGUAUAUCAAGCGCAUGAGCACCGCCUUGAAGAGGACCUCCACCUCCAAGUCUGUCGCUGGAUCCACCGCCGAAAGAUCUCCCACCCAGGAAACCACCCCGACCGCGGCGUACCCGGUCGCGACCAAGGAACCCGCCUUCAAGCCCGCGCCGCCACAGCCCGCCAUGCUGUCCCACUGGAGCGUUGUGCAGGAGGAGAAGGCUCGCGCCCUCUUCGCCAAAUACGGCAUGACUCUCGACCCGGGCGAGUGGAAGUCCCCCAACGACGUGACCGUCCAACGCGUGACCAAGCCGAUCCGCAUGAGAGUGCGCCGCACCUGCCACCGCUGCCAGACCACCUUCGGCCCCGACAAGCUCUGCGUCAACUGCCAGCAUGUCCGCUGCAAGAAGUGCCCCCGCCAUCCCGCCGCCAAGUCCCACGAUCACGGCCAGCAGAACACCGAGGCCGCCCUCAAGGCCAUCCUCGCCCGCAAAGCGAACCCGGCCAUGGCUGCCACUAAGCGCAAGGAACCCGAACUGACGCUGCCUUCUCGCACCGGCGGCCAGGACCUGGUGCGCCGCCCGAUCGUGCAGAGGGUUCGCCGGACUUGCCACCGCUGCUGCGUUGUCUUCGCUUCGGGCACCAAUGAAUGCGCCAGCUGCAGUCACGUUCGGUGCAAGAAGUGUCCUCGCGACCCGCCCAAACUGCACAAAUAUCCCGAUGGAUACCCGGGCGAUGCCGAACCCCCCCGCGAGCAGCCCCCGCGUGCGUGGAGAAAGCCACGCCAGCGCGUCCGCUACACCUGCCACCAGUGCUCGACCGUCUACCGAUCGGGCGAGAAACUGUGCUCGAACUGCGGCCAGGAGAAGGGACCGCAGACUCUCCGCGACCCGCCCAAGAAGCAGCGACCCGAGCCCGACCCCGCGAUCGUAAAGCAAGUGGAGGAACGACUGGCCAAGGUCAAACUGGACCUGAAACCGGGCGAAUAA
This is a messenger RNA of Aspergillus campestris IBT 28561, 1026 nucleotides long. RefSeq lists its product as uncharacterized. The transcript is spliced from 4 exons. The record is from RefSeq and is a predicted model, not a curated record. Lineage: Eukaryota; Fungi; Ascomycota; Eurotiomycetes; Eurotiales; Aspergillaceae. The coding region runs from base 1 to 1026 and encodes 341 amino acids.